ACGUGAGCAGAAUGUUAGGUGCAGCCUCGCAGUAUAGUGCUCGGCUGGCUAGCUGCAGGAGUGGAAGCUAACUCGGCAGCAGAGUGAGUCUGAAGAACAGAGCCAAACGACCGCUUGUGGACAAAUGGAAGACGAUCAACAAGGGCAAGCUGACGAUAUCCAUGUCGUGAACAUCCUUCCCCUGGCAGAAGAGUUGAGGGAGCAGCUGGCCAUCAACCACUCCUCGGAGGAGCAACUCGGCGGUGGCUCGCCGUCGUGCCCCAUCACCAUCGCCGAGGUCGGACGCUUAACGCGCAACGUCGACGCGGCGAUGUACGACCCGCACCACAUCUCCAUCGGCCCGUACCACCUGCUCAGAAACCCGGACCUCGUAAGGGAUGCCGAGAAAAUCAGAAGCCUCGAAGCAAUACUGUCGGCGGCGAGCGGCGGCACGGUGCUGGAGGAGUACGUCGACGAGCUUGAGCGCCUCGAGGGUGACGCGAGGAGAUGCUACGCUCACUCGUUCCCCGAAAUCACAAGCAGGGUGUUCGUGCGCAUGCUGCUACUCGACGGCUGCUACUUGCUGGCCCAGUUCGGCACGAUCGGCGGCGGAGGACGCAGGAGCCAUGCCGGUGCUGACAUGGCCAAUGGCCAUGUUGAGGGCGGCACUCUGUUGGCGCCGGCGGCACCCAGCGGCGACAGGCUGGAGACUCUCGCGGUGGUGCGCGAUGUAUUCUACCUUGCAGAGAACCAGAUACCAUUAUUCAUCCUCGACAAGAUCCUCCAGAUAAAUGUUUCUGACCCAAGCGCUCACGCCGCGGACUGGAUCUUGUGGUUCGUCCAAGCAAUCCUGCAGACGUACUCGGUGGCGUCGCUCCCGUCGCCGAGACCAGGCAAUCUGCUGCAUCUACUGCACAUGCACUUGCAGCCCACUAAUCCCCCAUCGUCAGACACGGCCGGGGAUACCACCGGCGGCAAGAAGCUGGGACGGUGGCGCACGGCGACGGAGUACUACUUCGUCGGCGUGACCUUAAAGCCGCGGCCGCUCGACGGCGCUGUCGGCACGGUCCGGAGCGUCCUCGACGUGCACCUGGACAGUGGCGGCGGCACGCUGGAGAUCCCGCCGCUGAUCAUCGACGCCGAGACGUGGCGGCUGCUGCACAACCUGAUGGCGCUGGAGCAGCGCAACCCGGGGCCGGCGGCCGCCGGGAGCCACGUCACGGCGUACUGCGUCUUCAUGUCGCAGCUGGCGUGCACGGCGGCGGACGUCGACCUCCUGUCGAGCAAGGGGAUCAUCGCGCACGCCCUCGGCAACAACGGCGAGGUCGCCAGCCGCUUCGCCGACCUCUGCAAGGGGAUCCUGUUCAGCCUGGACGACCCCCGCGGCAACUACCUGAGAGGGACGUGCCAGGCGCUGGAGGAGCGGUUCCAGAGCCGUGCGCGCCGGUGGAUGGCGUGGCUGGGGCGCAAGUACUUCGACAACCCGUGGCUCUUCAUCGGGCUCCUGGCAGCUGCCGUUGGGCUAGCUUGUACCGUCGUGCAAGCAGUGUAUGCUGUUUUGUCUGACAAAUAGGAAGCCUUAUUCAGGGAUGUUUGUAUAUAUUCUGGUGUUCUUGUAUCGAUUUCAACUGCUUAAAAAAGUUUGUAUGCUGCUUAGAGAACGAACUUUGAUAGUUGUAAUUAGUAGGCCGUAAAAUUGGGGAUAAUAUUUCAUUAGGACAUUAUAUGACCGUGGUAUGGUAUGUUCCUUUGUAUUU
Messenger RNA from Setaria italica (foxtail millet), 1736 nucleotides. RefSeq lists its product as uncharacterized. Bases 125 to 1552 code for a protein of 475 amino acids. The transcript is spliced from 2 exons. NCBI's taxonomy places the organism in Eukaryota, Viridiplantae, Streptophyta, Magnoliopsida, Poales, Poaceae. The record is from RefSeq and is a predicted model, not a curated record.